Molecule: messenger RNA, 372 nt
Organism: Malassezia pachydermatis
Lineage: Eukaryota; Fungi; Basidiomycota; Malasseziomycetes; Malasseziales; Malasseziaceae
Product: 60s ribosomal protein l35
Exons: 3
Coding region: 1-372 (123 amino acids)
Biological process (GO): maturation of LSU-rRNA from tricistronic rRNA transcript (SSU-rRNA, 5.8S rRNA, LSU-rRNA); translation
Cellular component (GO): ribosome; cytosolic large ribosomal subunit
Molecular function (GO): mRNA binding; structural constituent of ribosome
Source: RefSeq, a predicted model, not a curated record
AUGGCCAAGGUCCGCACUCACGAUCUCCAGAACAAGUCCAAGACGGACCUGCUGAACCAGGUCGAGGAGCUCCAAAAGGAGCUGCUCCAGCUCCGCGUCCAGAAGGUCGCUGGUGGUGCUUCGAGCAAGCUCGUGCGCAUUAACACUGUGCGCAAGAACAUUGCUCGCGUUCUGACUGUGAUCAACCUCAAGCAGCGUGCUAACCUGCGUGAGCUCUACAAGAACAAGAAGCACCUGCCUCUUGACCUCCGUGCCAAGAAGACCCGUGCUCUCCGCCGCAAGCUGACCAAGCACGAGCGUAAGGCCAAGACUGAGCGCCAGCACAAGAAGGAUGUUCACUUCGGCACUCGUCGCUACGUCCUGAAGGCGUAA